Molecule: messenger RNA, 1350 nt
Organism: Cadophora gregata
Lineage: Eukaryota; Fungi; Ascomycota; Leotiomycetes; Helotiales; Ploettnerulaceae
Exons: 2
Coding region: 1-1350 (449 amino acids)
Molecular function (GO): FAD binding; monooxygenase activity
Source: RefSeq, a predicted model, not a curated record
AUGGGGGGUUCAAGUACCCAGGUCACUGUGACCAUCAUUGGAGGAGGAAUUGGUGGUUUAGUGCUCGCUCUCCAACUCCAUUUCGUGGGAAUCAAGAACAUAACCAUAUUUGAAUCCUCGCGAACUCUUGCCGCCAUUGGAUCAGGGAUAAAUUUGCAGCCCUCAGCUGUGCUGGUCCUCCGGAACCUUGGUCUCUUGCCCGGUCUAGAAGAAAUCGGUAUCAAGACUGAGGAGUUGAGAUAUUACAAUCGCUAUGGACACUUCGUCAUUGGCGAGCCGAGAGGGAUGAAUGCCGGAUACCUCGUUCCGCAAUUCUCAGUACAUCGAGGUAUGUUGCAUGCCUUGUUACUCGGUGCUGUGAAGGAGAGACUUGGAGAGGCGUGUGUGGUAACGGACCAUGUGUUUACCUCAUUUGACCAAGAUGAGAAGAGCAUUACCGCAAGGUUCUCGAGGAAAACAAAUCCAGAGGUUCCAGCCGACAUUCCAGAGAGAACGUCAGAUACUGUGAUUGCUUGCGAUGGUAUCAACUCGACUGCUCGACGACUACUGUAUCCUAACGAAGGACCACCAAAUUUUUCGGGACGCUUACUCUGGAGAGGUGUCUCUUUGCGAGAACCAUUCCUCACGGGGCGCUCAAUGGUGUGGGCUGGCCAUGCCGAUCAAAAAUUCAUAGCUUAUCCCGUAGGUCGACAGGCAGAGAAGGAGGGAAAGUCAUUAGUGAAUUGGAUAGCGGAGUUGAGAGUGAGGAGUAAAGAUGAUCCGGACCUGACACCUCCUGUGGCUGAUUGGGGGGAAACGGUGUCGAAAGAUCGCUUUGCAGAUCAAUUUCAGAGCUGGACGUUUGGCUUUUUGAGCAUCCCAGAUCUGAUAGAGGAAACCGAGGUUGUCGCGGAAUUCCCGAUGUGUGAUCGCACUCCCGUUGACAGGUGGAGCUUUGGGAGGCUGACGCUUUUGGGAGAUGCGGCGCAUCCUCUGUAUCCCAUUGGAUCGAAUGGAGCAAGUCAAGCUAUUCUCGAUUCUGUAGCUCUCUCUUCUGCUCUUCAGCAGGAGAAGGACAUCCCAGCUGCUUUGACCAUGUAUCAGAAUGAGAGACUGCCGCCGACAGCGAAAAUAUGUUUUGCGAAUCGCGCGAAUGGGCCGGAUCAUGUGCUACAGCUGGCUCAUGAGCGCGCACCUGAUGGCUUCGAGAAUAUAGAUGAUGUGAUUGGGAGCAUGGAACUAGAAGAGGUUGGCAAGGCGUAUAAGUUAUUGGCAGGUUUUGAUAUGGAAAGUGUGAACAAGAAGGCGAAGGAGACCGAGAGCAUGUGGACAUCAAAAGUGAUAACGAACGGCCUCAGUCGCGGUAAAUAG